CGGUGACGUCGUUCACGUCAUAACAGUCCCACAGAAUUGCGCACUGUCACAACGAAAUUAAAAUAAAACACUGGUUAGUUUGUGUCUGGUGUGUUGUGUGUUCAAAUUGUGUUUGCCGUUUGUCGCAUUUGUGGGAUUUUUGUUGCGGUUCAUUAAGUUGCUCUUCGGUGGCGGAAUAAUGUGGGUCUACAGUGCCAUAAUAGUCGUGCUGGGAUGUGUUAGUUUAGGAAACGCAUAUUCAAAAUAUGGAAGGUCGUGUAAAGAUAUUGGAUGUUUAAGCAAUGAAGUCUGUGUUAUGGAAAACGACCCUUGUUCCUAUUAUAAAAGAGAUAAUGAGUGUGGAUCGUACCCGACUUGUAAAAAAGUCAGUUCCAACAGUCCAACCUGCGCCACUUUCGUAUGUCCACCGGGUACUGUUUGCCAGAUGUCCGGAAGCAACCCUAAAUGCGUAGACGACUCUGGAAAAAAGGGACGCGUGGGAUAUGACACCCAAGCAAUCGACAACCCAAUUCAGUCAAGCAACUCUAAUCCCAACUCGAAUCCUAGUGCACCACCAAGCGGUAGCAUCUACCCUAACGUUCCCAGAGGGGAGACCACGCCGAGACCUAAUGUCAGACCAGCUAUGAACAAUUACCAAGGACACCAAGGAUACCAAGGCGGUCAAAUCGGUUCCGGAUAUCCUGGCCAACCUUCUGGCAGCAGGUAUCCCUCCCAAGGCGGUUACCAACAACCUUACCCGCAGAACGGUUACCAACAACCUGGUUACCCGCAAGGCGGUUACCAAGGCGGAUAUCCUGGUUAUCAAGGUUACCCAGGAUACCAACAGCCGGGUGGUGGAUACCAACAACAAGGAUAUCCCCAAUACAAUAACAACCAAUACCACAACAGAUACGGACAACAGAGCUCUGGAUCCUCAUUCACCGAUCAAAUUGGAAACACCUUGAAAAAUAUUGGUACGAACCUCCUAAAAGAUGCGCUGGGCAAACUUGUAUCCGGCGCUGUGUCUAAGCACUAGUCUGAAAGCUGUGAAUUAUUUAUUAUAAUUAGUUUAGAUGUUUAUCAAAGAGCCAAUAAUUGAACGAAUAGUUUUAGUUUUAUGCAAUGUUUAUAUUGUAUCUUGCCUGUCAUUAGUUUAUCGUUAGCUUUAUAAAUAUGCAAUUAUGACAAAUUAUGUAUAUAAACUCAAAAUAUUAUUAACACAUGUAUUUUUGUUACAGGGCUAUUCUGUUGUCUUCUUAAUUAUCUUGUCUACAAGAUGUUUCAAGUUUAAUUUUGGACUUAAAACUAUCGAAUUGCACAUUUAACCCACAUUAUUUAUACUAUUGGUCAAAAAUACUUAAAAUGUAGAUGUGGUUUAUAAUUUCUCGUUAAGAGCAUUUAUGGUGAGUAUAGUGUUUUGCUUUUGGUGGUAGCUUCUUGUGUUCCGUUCUUUUAACAGAAUAGCCCAUUUUUCUAAUUUGCACAAUUGAUUUUAAAUUAAUUUGUUUCACCUAACAGGUUAUGGUCUGUUGAUGCACGUACACUAAAAAUACUCCAAGUACAAAUAUACUCAUUUCACAUUCUGUUUUUAGGUAAAUUUUCUAUAAUAUUCCAUAGUUUUAAGAUUAAAUGGUGUACCAAAACGUCAGUGUGCUUUUCUCGGUUUUAUAGUUGUUGACAAACAUUUUAUGUGUCUUUUGUAUGUACAUAUUUGUAUAUUCUUUAUAAAGUUAAUAAAAGUUUGUACCGUUUAUAA
Molecule: messenger RNA, 1735 nt
Organism: Aethina tumida (small hive beetle)
Lineage: Eukaryota; Metazoa; Arthropoda; Insecta; Coleoptera; Nitidulidae
Exons: 6
Coding region: 179-1015 (278 amino acids)
Source: RefSeq, a predicted model, not a curated record